AUGUUACAGUCUGAGCACUGGUUUGAUGCAAAAAAGCCACAACACAGAACCCCACCGCCGCCUCCUCGGCAGCACUCGAUCUGCAACCGGAGCCGGCAGCUUACCGCCGUUACACACCGCCCUCCCCUCGCCCAGCGAGACAAAUCGCACUCCGGCCCGCAGGCCUCGCCCCUCCCGGGAGGGAUAGCGGGCUCCGGGCGCGCCCUUGCUGACGAGCCCCAACGACCAGCGGGCCCGGCCCCACCCGACCCGACUCGACUCGACCCGGCCCGGCCCGCCGCCUCGGCCCCUCGCUCAGCCCCGGCCCUGCCGCGCCCUGCCCGGGGCCCUCCCUGGCCCCCGCCGGGCUGUAACGGAGGGAAACCCACGAAACAAGCCCCGCCCCCAGCCGCGGCCCACGGGGAGGAACAGCGCGCCGAGCCGCUCCCCGCCGCACCCGAGGGGCCGUUACCCGCCCGGAGCGUCUCACCCGCGGCCGCCGGGCCGGGCCGGGCCCUCCGGCGACGCCGCGCUCCCCUCGCCUGCCGCCACCUGCGCCGCUGGGCGGGGCCGCCGGGAGCGGCCGCGGGGCCUUGUGGGCCUGCGCGUGGCGUCGCCGUGGCGACGGCGGCGGUUGGGCGGCUGAGGCGGGGAGCGCGGCUCUCCGCGCCUCAGGGGCCUCCGGCGGCAGCGGCGUCUCGGUCUCUCCGCUCCGAUCCGUCCCGUCCCGUCCCUCGCGGUUUACCUGUCCUGCCGCCUGGGAGAGACCGCGGCGAGGCCAGGAGCAGCCGCCGACCCCGUGCGCCAGGUCCGAACGCCCGGUCCAGCCCGGGUCUCGGGUCCUCCUACUAA
Messenger RNA from Aquila chrysaetos chrysaetos, 831 nucleotides. Its product is annotated as basic proline-rich protein-like. The transcript has 3 exons. The record is from RefSeq and is a predicted model, not a curated record. Lineage: Eukaryota; Metazoa; Chordata; Aves; Accipitriformes; Accipitridae. The coding region runs from base 1 to 831 and encodes 276 amino acids.